Molecule: messenger RNA, 353 nt
Organism: Geodia barretti
Lineage: Eukaryota; Metazoa; Porifera; Demospongiae; Tetractinellida; Geodiidae
Source: the annotation of a GenBank genome assembly
UUUGGAGCUACGAGUCGUUCAUGCUGUCCACGGCGCCGGUGGUUGCCGAAGGCGUGCUGUACGGCGCUUCGGGUGAUGGUGGGUUCGUCUUCGCGCUGGAUGUGGCAACCGGACAGGAGCUUUGGAAGGAGUCCACUGGCGGGCAGGUUAUCCAGUCGCUGACGGCAAUGGACGGUCUGCUGUUUGGCGAGUCGGAUUCGGGGACUUUGAUCGCCGCCGAUGGAGAAAGUGGCGAGCCGGUCUGGGCCUUUGAGAAAGGCGGUUUCUCAGAUGUCCGUGGCUACACGGUAAAAGACGGGGUGGUCUACUCCGCAGGGCCCAACAACAGCGUUUACGCCCACACUGCCCCUUAG